CCUGUGCAGGCUGCUGGAGCGACUGAGACCGGGGACGACGGAAACAUUUUUUCAGGAACCGAGGAGUGACAGCGAGUCUCAACUGAACGUCAGCGAAUUCAUCAAAGGCGUCGGGACUUUCGGCGUGGAGGUGGGUUACCGUAUUCAUGCUUUUAUGAAUAUGCUGUAAUUAAAUUUCUAUGUACGUCCACAUUAAUGUUUAUAAUUUACACCGUCUUUAAAUAGCUGUUUCCGAUUCUAUUGAUACUCAAGUGUACCUCUUGCUGUAACGGCCGGGCUGUUACAGGUGCGCACUAUUUGGCAGGAAACGACACAUGACGCGGAAAUGACGUCAUGUCACGCGGAAAUGUGACGUUGCUAUAAUCAUACAGUAUAACCGGAAUUACAAAUAACGUGGAUAAUUGUUUUCAGGGGUUUUGUCGAGUAAACAGUUGAUAAAGAGACUUAAUGAUCCCUUAUAACGAAGCACCAAUAAAGUAGCCAUGCAGUCAGUAGGUAUGUUACUAAAAAUUUCAAAAAACCUGAAUAUCAAAAUAGUCUAAAACGAAAACACGAAUAUAAUGAGUCCUAGUUUAUAAGAAUCGGAAAAGGAUUACGGAUUUUAUGCCACGUAAAUGUAAAUGAAUAGGAAAUGUGUGACCGAAACCUUGACUCUUUGAUAGAAAAAUGCCCUUAUUUUUCUUAUUUAUUGAGACCAAAAUCUAUUGAAUGAAUUUUCAAUGGUGGUUGAGCCAUCUUAUUUUCCAGGCUAAACCGAGAGCAAGCCCAUCGUCAGAAUUAUUUAAAACGUCACAGAAAACAAGAAUAAUAACAGUUCAUCACGUCCAUAUAGUUUUCAAUCGUGUCCUAAUCCAAUGAAAGUGUGAUUUGGGUCGCCAAAAUCGAGGAACAUUUUUUAUCUUUGUCAGAACCACAGAAAAUCUCUUCUGAAUUGAACAUUUUAAAAAACAAGGUGGUAAAGGGAUUUUCCAAUGGAAUCGGAAAAGAACAAGAAUUAGCUUGUGUGAAACAAUCGAAAAUGCGAUUUUGGUGGACCUCCACGAAAUCCAAGUACUGGAAAUCCGGCACAGUGAAAUGGAACGAAAAUGGCGGCUGUUUUUCUUGAUUUAGUAACAUACUUUAAGUCAGUCACCUGUGUAAAUAAGGCUAAAUUAUCAAGUUAAUUGCAUGUGUAAAUGCAUCCUGCCAGUGGUAGUCAUGGUAACCGGAAUAUUUCUGUUUUAGCCUCUGAUCAUACAGUGCCGAGUUUAUCUGGUAGGUGUUGUCUGAUGCACUUUCUUUUUAGACCUGAAUGACAGUUUGCAAAUACUAGCAUAUGAAAUGUUUUAACUGGAGUUCAAUAUAAAUAUGAAUGCAUCCAUCCAUCCAUCCAUCCAUUUUAUACCGCUUAUCCGAGCUUGGGUCGCGGGGGCAGUAGCUUUAGCAGGGACACCCAGACUUCCCUCUUCCAGCCACUCUUCCAGCUCUUCCGGGGGGAUCCUGAGGCAUUUCCAGGCCAGCCAAAAGACAGUCUCUACAGCGUGUCCUGGGUCGUCCCCGGGGUCUCCUCCCGGUGGGACGUGCCCGGAACACCUCACCAGGGAGGCGUCCGGGAGGCAUCCGAAUCAGAUGCCCCAGCCACCUCAUCUGGCUCCUCUCGAUGUGGAGGAGCAGCGGCUCUACUCUGCAUCACAGCCUUUUGAGGUCAAUGACCUCCUUCAGGGGCUGAACUUCACCAAGGUCCUAAACACCUUGGUUGGGCUGAACAAAGUCACUGAAGAUUCAGGUGUUUCUGUUUGUGUGCCACACUCCGUCACAUUGAGGAUUAAAUCGUUUGAUUCUCUGAACAGUCAAAGUCAGUCCUCCAAACUACAGCCACCUCAGUAUCACAGCCUUGACAUGUCUGAUGGCAGUGGGUGUGGCCAAUUUCUUUUCAAGGCACGCUUCCCUUUCCAGCAGACAAAUGAGGACGAACUCUCUUUCUCCAAGGGUGACAUCAUUAAUGUGAGCAGGCAGGAAGAGGGGGGCUGGUGGGAAGGUUCGCUUAAUGGCAAGACCGGCUGGUUCCCCAGUAACUAUGUGCGGGAACUGAAAGGAAGCGACAAGCCAUUAGACAAACCAAAGUCUGGGACGCUGAGAAAUCCCCCAAAAGGUUUUGACACCUCUAUUAUCAGCAAGACCUACUACAAUGUGGUCCUCCAGAACAUCUUGGAAGCAGAGUGUGAGUAUUCGAGGGAACUACAAAGUCUUUUGGGGUCCUACCUGCGUGCCCUCCAACCCACAGACAGGUUGAGUGGUGUUCACAUCAGCCACAUUCAAGGAAAUCUCGAGGAGAUCUCGACCUUCCAGCAGAUGCUGGUUCAAUCCUUGGAGGAGCAUACCAAGCUUCCAGAAUGUCAGCAGCGGAUAGGAGGCUUCUUCCUGAGCUUAAUGCCUCAGAUGAAGGACCUUUAUGUGGCUUACUGCGCAAACCAUCCAUCUGCUGUCAGUGUGCUCACGCAGCAAAGUGAAGAGCUCGGGGAGUACAUGGAGUCCAAGGGGGCAUCUAGUCCGGGGAUCCUGACACUGACCACCAGUUUGAGUAAACCCUUUACUCGACUGGAGAGAUACCCAACCCUGCUCAAGGAAAUGGACAGACACACGGAGGACCAACACCCAGACAGAGUUGACCUCCAAACAUGUAUGGAAUCAUUUCAAAACCUUGCCGCUCAGUGCCAGCAAGUGAGGAAGAAGAAGGACCUGGAGUUACAGAUUUUAACCGAGCCAAUCAGGAACUGGGAGGGGGAUGACAUUAGGACCCUCGGCCCUGUUCUUCACAUGUCCCAGGCUGCGGUCUGCUCUCAGAACUGUCAGGAGUCAAGUGAACGCUACCUUGUGCUCUUUCCUCACACUCUACUCUUCCUCUCGGCAAGCGUGAGAAUGAGUGGAUUCAUCUACCAGGGGAAGAUGCCACUGGCAGGCAUGCUGAUCUCCAGGAUAGAAGAUAGGGAAACCAUGAGGAAUGCUUUUGAAAUUUCUGGUGCUCAGUGCGACCGUAUGCAAGUGGCGUGCAACAGUCAGCAGGAUCUACUGGACUGGUUAGACCUUCUCACCAAACACACACACACCCCUGCUGCACACGCACACAAGACUCAGUCAGUAUGUCAAACAUUGCCCUCCCUGCCUGUCACCCCUUCCCGACACUCAGAGUCUCGUGGCGGAAGCAGCGUCUUCCACACCCUUCCUCAUCUUUCCUCAUAUGGCGGCAGCCCCAUGUGGGGGGCCUUGGAGCCAUCAACUACUCCAAAAACCUGGAGCAUGAGCUGUCUUCGGCCUGCGCCUCCUCUCCGGCCGUCUGCUGCCCUUUACAGCAAGGAGGAUAUGAGUAAGAGUCCAAAGAAUAUGAAGAAGCUGCUUCCCAAGAGAAAGCCGGAGAGGAAACCCUCUGAAGAAGACUUCAUUGUUAGAAAGAGCACAGCAGCUCUAGAGGAGGACGCUCAGAUAUUGAAAGUUAUUGAGGCAUACUGCACCAGUGCCAAGACACGACAAACCCUCAACUCUACCUGGCAAGGCACUGACCUCAUGCACAACCAUGUCCUCGCUGACUCCAGCCUCGUCGUUGCUGGCAUCCCGAGCAACCUGCCGUGUUCCGACCAAUCAGAAGACUCGGAUUAUGACAGUAUCUGGACCACCACUAGUUACAGGACUGCCUCAUUUUCUCGUUCCAGCAGGAGGGAUGUUCACAUGUUAUUCCCAGAGGAGGAGAAGAUCAUAGUGGAGGAAACCAGGAGCAACGGACAAACCGUAAUGGAGGAGAGUAAUGCCAAGCUGCCUUGCUGCUGCAGGAGCCUGGUAGACACUGUAUACAGUUUGAGAGAUGAGGUCCAGGAACUCAAACAGGACAACAAGAGGAUGAAGAGGACGCUAGAGGAGGAGCAGCGAGCCAGGAAAGAGCUUGAGAGAAUCAUCAGGAGAGUUUUGAAGAACAUGAAUGACCCAACCUGGGAUGAGACAAACCUCUGAAACUAUUAAUCUGUACAUUGGACCCUCUCAUUGGGAAAAUGCCAUGGAGAGAAAUGAGGCAGAACCAUCCCAAAUGACCUUAAAGGUGUCCAACCACUGAGCAAGAGCGAAGAUGACAUUACAUCCUGUUAGAACGACCUUCGUCAGUCAACUAACUGAAAAAGGACUUAUUUUUAGAGAGCCAAAGGAAAUAAUCACAGUGAGUCAGGUAAUUGGUGUGUGUGCUCUUGAAACCAAAGCAAUACAACGUGAUAUUUUAUAAUGUCAAUUAUGCAAUUCACUAAAUACUGUUUGGUAUUGUAUUAAUAUUGUUUUUAUAUUCUGUACUUUUUUGAUUUUGUUCUUAUUUUUUAUACUUGAAAUGGAUCACAUUGAAGAUUGCCAACAGACAAGAGAAACAUUCCUUUUUUUUCAGUUAUUACACUUAACUAUGUCAAAAGACAUUUGUCAGAUUAAAGACCUUGACUGUAUAAGCUAUACAAUGCAAUAACUGUAAAUUGUGUAUUUGAUAGCAACUCAUUCUAAUUAUGUAUUAAUGAUUAUGAUUUACAACAAUCAAACCCUUAUUUAUUUCAACGAUGUGUCAGUAAAUAUAGAAUAAAGUUCUUCCAGUAA
Messenger RNA from Phyllopteryx taeniolatus (common seadragon), 4596 nucleotides. Its product is annotated as rho guanine nucleotide exchange factor 7-like. The coding region runs from base 1348 to 3981 and encodes 877 amino acids. Gene Ontology annotation, molecular function: protein binding; guanyl-nucleotide exchange factor activity. The transcript is spliced from 22 exons. NCBI's taxonomy places the organism in Eukaryota, Metazoa, Chordata, Actinopteri, Syngnathiformes, Syngnathidae. The record is from RefSeq and is a predicted model, not a curated record. Gene Ontology annotation, biological process: intracellular signal transduction.